This is a messenger RNA of Drosophila albomicans, 1328 nucleotides long. RefSeq names its product probable mitochondrial glutathione transporter SLC25A40. The coding region runs from base 113 to 1279 and encodes 388 amino acids. Gene Ontology annotation, biological process: mitochondrial transmembrane transport. Lineage: Eukaryota; Metazoa; Arthropoda; Insecta; Diptera; Drosophilidae. The record is from RefSeq and is a predicted model, not a curated record. The transcript has a single exon.
AUGCUUUUUCUGUACACCAUAAACACUUUUUUUUAGUAUUAUUGAAAUCGAUUAAAUACUUACAUCUGUCUGCCAAACAAAACAUAAAUACAAAGCAAAUUCCAACACUGCAAUGUCGAAGGGCAAACCUAUUGUCAUCAACACUGACAAUAGCAGCAAUAAUGCCGACAGAAAUAAACUCAAGAAGCCCAAGAAAAUGCUUAACGAUCCGCGCUUCCAGAUCCGACCCUCUCAGCAGGUUGCUUCCGCCUGCUCUGGAGCCAUGAUCACAGCAUGUUUCAUGACGCCGCUGGACGUCAUCAAGACGCGAAUGCAGUCUCAACAGGCCAGUUCCCAUAAGUGUUUUCUCUACUGCAACGGUCUGAUGGAUCAUCUCUUUGCCAUGUGUAAUAGAAGGCAGCCACAGUUCACAAGUACAUUGGAUGCACUGCUUAAGAUCAGUCGAAAUGAGGGUAUUGCAGCGCUGUGGAGUGGACUUGGCCCAACGCUAGUCUCUGCGCUGCCCUCGACAGUUGUCUACUUCGUGGCAUACGAACAGUUUAAGGCCAGAUACACAUCCAUUUAUAAGAAGCACUUUGAUACUCCCACCGCUCAUGGUAUAGGCUCCAGCCAGAAGGAUGUUCCGUUAUAUGUUCCCAUGCUGUCCGGUGUGACAGCUCGGAUUUGCGCAGUUACCUUCGUCAGUCCCAUCGAGCUUGUGCGCACUAAAAUGCAGAGUCAGCGCCUGAACUAUGCUCAGGUAAUGAACUUUGUACGGAACAUUAUCGCCUUGCAGGGCAUCUCAGGAUUAUGGCGAGGCCUGCCGCCCACCAUAUUGAGGGAUGUUCCCUUCUCGGGCAUCUAUUGGCCCAUUUAUGAGUACCUAAAGAUAUGCCUUAGCAACAAUGCAAUGCAGCCAUCGUUUGGACUGAGCUUCUUCGCUGGCGUGUUGGCUGGAUCGGUAGCAGCCCUGGUCACGUGUCCCUUCGAUGUGGUCAAGACGCAUGAACAGAUUGAAUUUGCGGAGCGCGUCAUCUUCACUGACUCACCCAGCAAGGAGCUGAACAAACAAUCCACCUUCAGUCGCCUGGCCUCCAUCUAUCGCGUCUAUGGACUGCGUGGACUUUUUGCCGGCUGCGUUCCGAGAUUGAUCAAAGUGGCGCCUGCAUGCGCCAUCAUGAUUUCGACCUUUGAGUAUAGCAAAUCGUUCUUCUUUUAUUAUAAUGUGCAGCAACACAAUGCGCAACUAUUACAGAAUAAUCCCAAUGCAAAGCUAAUCAAUGAUGAGGACAUUGAUUAGCUGCGUACACGUAUUUGCCAUUUUUAAAUAAAACACUUUAUAUUUCUUA